This is a messenger RNA of Saimiri boliviensis boliviensis (Bolivian squirrel monkey), 2242 nucleotides long. RefSeq names its product thioesterase superfamily member 6 (gene THEM6). Lineage: Eukaryota; Metazoa; Chordata; Mammalia; Primates; Cebidae. The record is from RefSeq and is a predicted model, not a curated record.
CAACGCGUCCGCGGCGCCGCCGGGGCAGAGGUCGGGCCACGCAGAGCGCGGAGGGGGGCGGCGGGCGCGGGCGCGGCUCCGGCACCUGCCCCUCGGCCGGCCGCGCGCAGGGGUUCACUCCGGCCGCGCCGCGCUCGCGCGUUCCCAGGAAGCCCGGCGGGCCCUGCGGCCGCCCCCUUCGCCCGCCGCCGCCGCCGCGAUGCUGGGGCUGCUGGUGGCGCUGCUGGGCCUGGGGCUCGCGGCCUUCGCGCUGCUGGACGGCUGGUACCUGGUGCGCUUCCCGUGCGCCGUGCUGCGCGCGCGCUUCCUGCAGCCGCGCGUCCGUGACCUGCUGGCGGAGCAGCGCUUCGCGGGCCGCGUGCUGCCCUCGGACCUGGACCUGCUGCUGCACAUGAACAACGCGCGCUACCUGCGCGAGGCCGACUUAGCGCGCGUGGCGCACUUGACCCGCUGCGGGGUGCUCGGGGCGCUGUGGGAGCUGCGGGCGCACACCGUGCUGGCGGCCUCGUGCGCGCGCUACCGCCGCCCGCUGCGCCUGGGGGAGCCCUUCGAGGUGCGCACGCGCCUGCUGGGCUGGGACGACCGCGCGUUCUACCUGGAGGCGCGCUUCGUCAGCCGGCGGGACGGCUUCGUGUGCGCGCUGCUGCGCUUCCGGCAGCACCUGCUGGGGACCUCGCCCGAGCGCGUCGUGCAGCAGCUGUGCCAGCGCAGGGUGGAGCCCCCUGAGCUGCCGGCGGACCUGCAGCACUGGAUCUCCUACAACGAGGCCAGCAGCCAGCUGCUUCGCAUGGAGAGUGGGCUCAGCGAUGUCACCAAAGACCAGUGAUUGCCACCUUCACGCCCUGCCUGCCCCGGCCAUCCUCCUGGGCCUGGGGGCUGUGCAGAGAUGGCAGGCUGGGCUGCCCUCUCUUACAGCAGGAGGGGCCUCUUGACCAGCCUGGCCCACCCCCCUUCACCCGCAGGGCCCCCCAGUUAUUGACCCUCCUCUGCUGGGCUCCACGCUAGGCAGAGGGAGGGAGUGGCAUCAGCAAUCUGACCUAGCUCUGCCCUCAAGGUGAGGAGGGGUGGGCAAAAGGGAGGCCCGCCCUGCCCCACAAUGCGGCCACUCAUGGGCCUGGGUAGGGGAGGGUGGUGCCUGGAGCAGAGGGACCCACGAGUGCCUCCUGAGCCUGGAUCCUGGCUGGCACUGCUGAAAGGGACGAGGCACGGCCAGGCCAGAGCAUCCUGGGUACACAGGCCCUGGGCAUGGUUCAGGUGCAGCGGGCACUCUUGAAGGGUCAGAGCAGCGCCUGCUAGGCAGCCCCCUCUGGCUUCUGCUGAGGUGGACGCAGGCCUGGGGCAGAGCCUGGGUGGUCAGAGGCUGGAUCUGGAGGCGGAAGGAAGGGAGGCAUUUGCUGGCAGAGGACGGGGCACCAGCUCCUCCCCAGGCAGGCUGGGCGGGAGGGCCGCCUUGUGCCCGGGAGGGACCAGACUGGGUAGCACAGGGGCUUCUGGAGAGGCAGCAAACUUCGUGCUGGGGUGCCCUUGUUGGAGGGAAGGAAGCAGGUGUGGGACUCUGCAGGGGCGCCCUUGCCCGCUUGCACCCCUCAGUGCCCACCAGGGCCAUGCUCUGUGACCUUCGGCUGGUCCUUGCCCUCUCUGGGCCUACAGCACCACAGGCCUCCGUGCCCCCGUAGAGCUGCCUGUUUGUGGCCUGGCCAGCAGGCAUCUCCUCACCAACUCUGCCCUCUGUGUUUAGCGUGUCCCUCGUCGACUGCUGGGCCGGCCCUGCCUUAGGCUAGCACAGCCUCUCCGGGCAGCUUCUCAGUCCUCCCUGAUGGAGACACCAGGCUGCUGGGACACUGGCCAGGGCCACCCACUCCUGCCUAAUGCCUCACCUUACAGCUGGGGAAACUGAGGCCUGGAAUGGCCCAGAGUCACUGAGGCAAAGUUGUGGCUGGUCCCAGCCUGAGGCUCCACUGAUGCCCUCAGCUUCCAGGGAGGGGGUACCCCAUCUAGCUGAGCACAGGAGUCACUGCUUGUCUGCCCAGGGCUGUGUGCCCGCCUGCCUGUGCCCCUGCACACUGCCUCCUUGCUGCCGCCUCCAGGAAGCCCACCUUGAGCCAGAGCCAGGAGGUGCAGCGCUGCCCCUGAUGGAACCCCACCCCCCGCUAUUUUUAAUCUUCCCGCCAUCAUGGGAAAGCUGCAGUCUUUCUGUUGUAUUUAAAGAAAGCCCAACAUUAAAGGGUUUUCCUUACAAGUG